This is a messenger RNA of Hevea brasiliensis (rubber tree), 4072 nucleotides long. Its product is annotated as protein phosphatase 2C and cyclic nucleotide-binding/kinase domain-containing protein-like. The record is from RefSeq and is a predicted model, not a curated record. Gene Ontology annotation, cellular component: cAMP-dependent protein kinase complex. Gene Ontology annotation, biological process: signal transduction; peptidyl-serine phosphorylation. Bases 196 to 3480 code for a protein of 1094 amino acids. NCBI's taxonomy places the organism in Eukaryota, Viridiplantae, Streptophyta, Magnoliopsida, Malpighiales, Euphorbiaceae. Gene Ontology annotation, molecular function: cation binding; cAMP-dependent protein kinase activity; ATP binding. The transcript is spliced from 16 exons.
AGUAGCGAACCAGCCAACCACCCACCGUGUGCGCAUUACGCACCGGGCUCCCCUAAUGCUUAAAAUGCGCAGCGCAAUGCAGCUCAGUGAUGAGUGAUGACGAGCCAGAGCCUCACUUGCAAAUCAGUUUCCGUUUGUUGUUACUUUGACUUUUUCACAGAAAUUGAAGACAAUCAUCUCAUGAAUUUUCACUAAAUGGGUUGCGUCUACUCUCGAGGCUGCAUCGGCGAGGUGUGUGUACCCAGAGACCCCAGAGUCAAGCAGCAGCAGCAGCAACAACAACAACAACAACAGGCCCAGACCUUGCAGAGUAGCCAAAAUGCGAGAGGGACUGAUUUGCCUGUCUUCUCGCCGCCGUCGUCUUCUCCGGAAUCAGAAACUCGUGACCAAAUUAACCAGUUGAGCUUGACUCGAGACCCUGAACUUGGUAUCACCAGACUUUCUAGGGUUUCCUCUCAGUUCCUUCCUCCAGAUGGAUCUAGGACAGUAAAGGUCCCAUCGGCCAACUACGAAUUGAGAUACUCGUAUUUGUCGCAGCGAGGUUACUACCCCGAUGCACUCGAUAAGGCUAAUCAGGACAGUUUCUGUAUCCACACUCCUUUUGGGUCGAGUCCAGACGAUCAUUUCUUUGGGGUCUUUGAUGGGCAUGGAGAAUUUGGGGCCCAGUGCUCCCAAUUCGUGAAGCGGAAGCUGUGUGAGAAUCUGCUGAGGGGCACCAAGUUUCACGUAGACGCCGUGGAGGCUUGUCAUUCGGCGUUUUUGACAACCAAUUCGCAGUUGCAAGCUGAUAGUUUGGAUGAUAGCAUGAGCGGUACUACGGCGAUCACUGUGUUGGUCAGGGGAAGGACGAUAUACGUGGCUAAUUCGGGAGAUUCUAGAGCUGUUAUAGCCGAGCGGAGAGGGAAUGAGAUUGCUGCUGUUGAUUUGUCUAUUGAUCAAACUCCUUUUAGAGCUGAUGAGCUGGAGAGGGUCAAGCUUUGUGGUGCAAGAGUGCUUACUUUGGAUCAGAUUGAGGGUUUAAAGAAUCCAGAUGUGCAGUGUUGGGGAAAUGAGGAGGAUGAUGAUGGUGAUCCUCCGAGAUUGUGGGUCCAAAAUGGGAUGUAUCCCGGAACUGCGUUUACAAGGAGUAUUGGGGAUUCCAUUGCUGAGACAAUUGGUGUUGUGUCUAAUCCUGAAAUUGUUGUUUUUGAGCUUACCCCUCAUCAUCCUUUCUUUGUGCUUGCUAGUGAUGGGGUCUUUGAGUUCCUCUCAAGCCAAAAUGUGGUUGAGAUGGUUGAAAAAUAUAAAGAUCCACGGGAUGCUUGUGCCGCAAUUGUAGCUGAAUCUUAUCGACUUUGGCUACAGUACGAAACUCGUACCGAUGACAUCACUGUGAUAGUUGUGCAUGUUGAUGGACUAACUGAUAGUGCUGUUGGUCAAUCAACAGGUCCAGGUUCCUUCUUACGACCCCCUAUUCCUCAAGUUGUAGAGGUGACAGGGUCAGAAUCUCCUUCAACCUUUAGCUGGAACUCUAGGAACCAUCGUGUGAGGCAUGAUUUAUCUCGGGCUCGGCUUCGUGCAAUUGAGAGUUCACUUGAGAAUGGGAAAAUUUGGGUUCCUCCCUCUCCAGCCCAUAGGAAAACUUGGGAAGAAGAAGCGCACAUCGAGAGGGCAUUGCAUGACCACUUCCUUUUCAGAAAGCUUACUGAUUCUCAGUGCCAUGUUUUGUUGGAUUGCAUGCAAAGAGUUGAAGUCCAGCCAGGAGAAGUUGUAGUUAAACAGGGUGGUGAAGGUGAUUGCUUUUAUGUUGUUGGUAGUGGAGAAUUUGAGGUCUUUGCCACCCAGGAAGAGAAAAAUGGAGAGGUGCCAAAGGUUUUGCAGCGUUAUACAGCAGAGAAGUUAUCAUCCUUUGGAGAGCUGGCACUGAUGUACAAUAAGCCACUUCAGGCCUCUGUACGUGCUGUAACAAGUGGAACACUAUGGGCUUUAAAGAGAGAAGAUUUUCGUGGAAUUCUGAUGUCAGAAUUUUCUAAUUUGUCAUCCCUGAAGUUGCUACGUACUGUGGAUCUUCUUUCCAGAUUGACAAUCUUGCAGCUCAGUCACAUUGCUGAUUCUCUUUCUGAAGUUUCCUUCUCAGAUGGACAGACAAUAGUUGAUGGGAGUGAGGGGCCCUCUGCGUUGUACAUCAUCCAGAGGGGACAAGUGAGACUCACUUUUGACGCACACAUAUUAGGUAGCCCAAAUGUUGGAAGUCUGAAGUCUGACAAUCAAAAAGAGGAUAAUAAUCUGAUGAGUGGUAAAAUGCUCUCAUUGGAAAAGACAGAGGGUAGCUAUUUUGGUGAGUGGGUGCUUCUGGGUGAAGAUAUUGGUUCAUUAAGUGCAGUUGCUGUGGGUGAUUGCAUGUGUUCCAUCUUAACAAAGGAAAAUUUUGAUUCAGUAGUUGGCCCUUUGACAAAGCUUUCACAGGAUGUUGAAAAGUCAGGGGGUUCAUCUUCAGAUUUUUCCAAGGAAUCUAUGGAAAGUACUGAUAUUUCAGCUUCUCUCAAAGUUCGCCUCUUUGAUCUGGAAUGGAGGACUUGUUUGUAUAGCACUGACUGCAGUGAGAUUGGACUUGUACUUUUGAAGGACUCAGAAAAUUUGCUUAGUUUGAAAAGGUUUUCAAAGCAGAAGAUCAAGAGGCUGGGAAAGGAGGCACAAGUUUUGAAAGAGAAGAAUCUAAUAAAGAGUAUGAAUCCUUCAGCUUGUGUGCCUCAGGUUCUAUGUACUUGUGCAGAUAGAACACAUGCUGGCAUUUUGUUGAAUGCAUGCUUGGCUUGUCCUUUGGCUUCAAUUCUUCACACUGCACUUGAUGAACCAUCUGCACGGUUUUGUGCUGCCUCUGUUGUUAUUGCUUUAGAAGAUUUACACAAGAAUGGUGUUCUCUACAGAGGUGUGUCCCCUGAUGUCUUAAUGUUGGACCAAAAAGGAUUUUUACAGCUAGUAGACUUCAGAUUUGGGAAAAAGUUGUCUGGCGAGAGAACAUUUACAAUUUGUGGAAUGGCAGAUUCUUUGGCUCCAGAGAUAGUCCAGGGAAAAGGGCAUGGUCUUCCUGCUGACUGGUGGGCAUUGGGAGUCUUGAUCUACUUCAUGCUGCAAGGUGAAAUGCCAUUUGGGUCAUGGAGAGAAAGUGAGCUUGAUACUUAUGCAAAGAUUGCAAAAGGACAAAUAACUCUUCCCCCUACUUUUAGCCUUGAAGCCGCAGAUCUCAUCACAAAGUUGCUUGAGGUUGAUGAAGAUAAAAGACUUGGAUGCCUAGGCCCUGAUUCCGUCAAAAGUCACCCAUGGUUUGCUGGUAUUGACUGGGAGGGGAUUAGAGAUGGAAGCUUUCAUGUUCCUCAUGAUAUAACCUUUCGUAUCACCCAACAUUUGGAAAGUCAUCCUGACGACUGCACUCUUCCUUUAGCCUCCCCAUCCCGAGAGGUAGAUGAUCUUAAUGUUCCUGAAUGGCUUGACGACUGGUAGAAGAAGAAUGAUUGAUAUUUUCUGGUGGGUGGAAUUGCUCCGUUGCAAGACGACUUUUGUCCUUUUUAGCACAAUUAGAGCCUAGGGGACUUGAUGGAUUGAAAAAAGAAAAAGAAAAAUGAAGAGCAAGCUGCAGGUCUUAGUUCGCUUGGAAUUCUAUAUAUUCUUUUGUCAUAAAUUCAUGAUACCAUUGGCGGAUUAUCUCAUGUGGGUAGUAAUUGGACUAACCGAUUCAACAGAGAGGUCAGUUAAUAUAUAUAUAUAUAUAUAUAUAUAUAUAUAUAUAUAUAUAUAUAUAUAUGAAAUUUAAUCCUUUUUUGGUGUAUUUUCUUUCUUUUGUAAAUGCGUAUAUAUGUAAAUGAGUGAGGGUUUCUUUUCUUCUAGAAAUGAAAUUCUAGCUUUACACCAUACGGCUGCCGGUAGUAAUUUGAUUGGCUCAGCCAAAAUGGCUUGUAAACUUUUAGUAUAUUUUUUUUCCCGUUUACAUUAUUGGUUCGGUAGACAUGUGGCUUGUAUUUCCUUGUUUGAGAGCUGUUAUGUGGAUAACCUCAAUGGUUGGAAAAAUGAACUCGGAAAAUUUAUCUUUUGAAUA